Molecule: messenger RNA, 1671 nt
Organism: Pleurotus ostreatus (oyster mushroom)
Lineage: Eukaryota; Fungi; Basidiomycota; Agaricomycetes; Agaricales; Pleurotaceae
Gene: ELP3
Product: Elongator subunit
Exons: 10
Coding region: 1-1671 (556 amino acids)
Biological process (GO): tRNA wobble base 5-methoxycarbonylmethyl-2-thiouridinylation
Cellular component (GO): nucleus; elongator holoenzyme complex; cytoplasm
Molecular function (GO): iron-sulfur cluster binding; acyltransferase activity, transferring groups other than amino-acyl groups
Source: RefSeq, a predicted model, not a curated record
AUGGUACAACGAACGAAGACUGAAGGGCCAUCACAGGCCGAAACUCUCCUUCGUGUUACGUCUGGAAUCGCGGCCGAGCUCAUCAAGGCCCACGAUGAUAACCAGAGUGUCUCAUUGAACGAAAUCCGCCUGAAGAUUAGUAAAAAGUACUCGUAUGGCGGUGUACCAAGAUUGGUGGACAUCAUCAGCGCCAUUCCGGAUGAAUACAAGAAAGCUUUGCUUCCGAGGCUCAGGGCUAGGCCGAUACGGACAGCGAGUGGUAUUGCUGUCGUUGCAGUUAUGUGCAAACCGCAUCGAUGUCCACAUAUUGCUAUGACAGGGAACAUCUGCGUGUACUGCCCAGGUGGCCCAGAUUCCGACUUCGAUUAUAGCACACAAAGCUACACGGGAUACGAGCCUACAAGCAUGAGGGCGAUCCGCGCUCGCUAUGACCCUUACGAACAGACGCGAGGCCGAGUCGAGCAAUUGAAGAGUCUCGGUCACAGCGUAGAUAAGGUCGAGUUCAUCAUCAUGGGAGGGACAUUUAUGAGCAUGCCGGAAGACUAUCGAGGGAAAUUCGUGGCGCAAUUGCAUAACGCUUUAUCUGGAUUCACUGGAACUGAUGUCGACGAGGCCGUGAGAUACUCGGAACAAUCUAAAUCAAAGGCAAUCGGUAUAACUAUAGAAACUCGACCAGAUUACUGUCUACGACCUCAUUUAAGUCAGAUGCUUCGCUAUGGUUGUACUCGUUUGGAGAUCGGCGUGCAGUCCGUCUAUGAAGACGUAGCUCGAGAUACCAAUCGUGGACACACCGUCCGUGCCGUGUCUGAGUCGUUCCAUCUUGCCAAGGACGCCGGUUUCAAGGUAGUUGCACACAUGAUGCCCGAUCUCCCCAACGUCGGGCUGGAACGCGACCUCGAGCAAUUUAAGGAGUACUUCGAGAACCCGGCAUUCAGAAGCGACGGCUUAAAAAUCUAUCCGACACUGGUUAUUCGAGGAACGGGGUUGUACGAGCUUUGGAAGACCGGGAAAUAUAAGAAUUACACGCCUAACGUUCUUGUCGAUGUCGUAGCCAGGAUACUGGCUCUCGUCCCUCCUUGGACCCGUGUAUAUCGCGUGCAGAGAGAUAUCCCAUUGCCUCUUGUGUCCAGUGGUUGUGACAACUCUGGCAAUCUUCGCGAACUCGCUCUCAACCGCAUGAAAGACUUCGGGGCAGAAUGCCGUGAUGUACGGUUCCGUGAAGUGGGAAUCCACGAGAUACAUCAUAAGGUUCGGCCAGAGUCAGUUGAGCUCCUUCGACGAGAUUAUACCGCCAAUGGCGGGUGGGAGACCUUCCUUUCGUACGAAGACCCCGAGAAGGACAUUCUCGUGGGUCUUCUGCGGCUCAGAAAAUGUUCAGAGGAAGGUACGUUCCGUCCGGAGCUCGUUCGGCGUGAUGAUGCGCUCGGAGGAUGCAGCAUCGUCAGAGAGCUGCACGUGUAUGGAACGGCCAUACCAGUUCAUGGAAGGGACCCAACGAAGUUCCAACAUCAAGGCUUUGGUACGUUGUUAAUGGAAGAAGCAGAGCGAAUAGCUAGAGAAGAACACGGCAACAUAAAAUUAGCAGUGAUAUCAGGCGUCGGUACCAGGGACUAUUAUCGCAAGCUUGGGUAUGAACUCGAUGGACCGUAUAUGAGCAAAUCACUGUUGUAG